AUGGCCGAAUAUGGUCGCAUAGAUCCAUUUUCUUUCGCAGCAUCUCGAGAUAUUGAAAGCCCAGUCAGCAUUCGAAUAAUUGGUAUAGAUGGAGACGAGCGUCCUACGAAGCAGUCGACACUCCUCGAGAGGCCUCAAGUCCGCCAUAUUGGCUCAAAUACGAGUUCUUCAUCCGAGCUGUAUGUCACGGUUCAAGUCUGGGCUGGCUCCAAGGCCCUGACUGUACCCAUCCAGACAUCAUAUAAACCCCCUCGUCCAGAAAUAAGAUGGAAUGAAUGGUUGCGGUUACCAAUAUCAUACAAGUCGAUUCCCGCCAACUCCCGGUUGGCUAUCACGAUAUGGGAUCUUUCACCAGACUCGAGCAAAGCCGAUCUUUGCCAUGCGACUCCAUUUGGAGGAACUACUCUUGCUCUAUUUGGCGAUGACAACCAGGUUGUUAGGGGCCGGCAAAAGUGCUACAUCCAUAAAUACAAGAAUGCUGAUGGAACUGACGAUACGACAACACCUGCGGUCGUUAGAAAAGAGCUGGAAAGGAUGGAAAGCUUAUUCAAGAAACACGAGAUGGGCGAGAUACCCCGAGUAGAUUGGCUUGACCAGAUGGUAUUCAGGGGUUUUGAAAAGAAGGGAUUACAUGCCGCCAAGCUAUCAACCAAACUACGCCAUCGAGAUCCUAUGGCGAACGGACGUGGCAACAACGUCGCGCAUGAUACUAUGGACCACUCUCGCGAAGACACGCCGGACCCUUAUGUAUGCGUGCUCAAUGUUGAACUGCCUCGCUUCGACUUUCCCGUUGUUUUUGCGGAUCAUGAAUACGAGCCUCCCCCAAUCUCAGCUCUGCAGCCACUGUCUGCCUCACAAAUUGUAGCCCAGAGGCAACCCGAGGUUCAAUUUGGUCCUGGAAUCAAGGCUAUUGGCGAGAGCUCAGCGGACUUUGGGUCUCGUCUUGUCAUGAUAUAUGAUCCUGAAGUAGGGCAGAGGGAUAACCCAGCCGAAGCGAAACACAGGCGACUCUUCCGGAGUUCUCAUCGGCACGGUAUCCUAGACCGAGAUUUAAAGCCUAACGCAAAAGUUCGUGAUGAGCUAAAUGUCAUCAUGUCAUAUCCACCAACACACAUUCUAUCUCCGGAAGAGGCAGACCUUGUUUGGAAGUUUAGAUAUCAUCUAACCAAGGACAAGCGAGGUUUGGCCAAAUUUGUCAGAUCUGUUAACUGGAACGAUCAAGGAGAAUUGAAACAAGCCGUUCAAGUUCUUAGCCGCUGGACGGAAAUUGACGUGGAUGACGCACUUGGGAUGCUGGGGCCGUCAUUCGAUAAUCCUACUCUCGUACAAGCUCUCAAGUAUGAGUACAUGUCAUCUGACUCUGGCGUGGACAACAUUCAAGAUUCACCGCUAGCACAGUUUUUGAUUCAACGUGCCGCGGCAAAUUUCAUGCUUGGCAACUAUUUUCACUGGUAUCUCAUGGUGGAAUGCGACGACUACAGCCCAGAGCAGGAUGUCCGCAAUCGAGAGAUAUACCGCAAAGUUGCGUACGAGUUUAUGACGGAACUCGUCAAGCAGCCAGAUGGUAACGAAUCUCGGAAGACGCUCCUAAGGCAGGCCGAACUCCUUGCUAUAUUGUCAAGGAUUGCAAACGACAUCAAAUUGUCGAGCGAGUCGAUCGCCAAAAAAACAGACCGAGUAAAAGCCUUUCUCGGAGACCCAAAGAAUGAGCUUAUGAGCAUUGACCCGCCCCUAGCAAUGCCCCUUGACCCUUCCAUUAAAAUUAUCGGUGUUAUACCGGACCAAGUCACGGUAUUCAAGUCAUCACUAAAUCCAAUCAAGUGUACCUUCAAAACCACAACGGGAAGCCAGUACCCUAUCAUAUUCAAGCUCGGCGAUGAUCUAAGACAGGACCAACUGGUCAUUCAAAUCAUUACCUUGAUGGACGAGUUACUCCAGAAAGAAAACCUCGAUCUGAAACUGUCACCUUAUAAAAUCCUGGCGACGAGCACGACGGCCGGUGCCUCUCAGUUUGUGCAGUCGCAGAGUUUAUCAAGCAUUGUCAACAAAUUCAAGAACAAUCCGGCCUUGGCCUACCUUAAACACCAUAACCCGGACGACAGACAGCCACUUGGCGUUCGACAGGAUACCUUGGACACAUACGUUAAAUCGUGUGCGGGGUACUGUGUUAUUACUUAUAUUCUUGGCGUUGGCGACAGGCAUCUUGAUAACCUUUUACUGGCUCCAGAUGGGCAUUUCUUCCAUGCCGACUUUGGAUAUAUCCUCGGACGUGACCCUAAACCCUUUGCUCCCCUAAUGAAGCUUUCAAAAGAGAUGGUCGAUUGUAUGGGCGGAGUGCAGUCGGAACAUUACAGACAGUUCAAGCAGUAUUGCUUUUUAGCUUACACUGCAUUACGAAAAUCAUCAAACCUCAUUCUCAAUUUGUUUAGUCUGAUGGUCCACGCCAAUAUCCCAGAUAUUCGACUUGAGCCGGACAAGGCUGUGUCGAAAGUUCGGGAGAGAUUUCAUCUUGAGAUGGGAGAGGAAGAAGCAAUCCGUUACUUUGAGAGGGUCAUUGAGGAUACUCUAACGGCGUUUGCGCCUGUUGUUAUUGACAAGUUGCAUGAGUGGGCACAGGCUCUCAGAGCUUAG
Messenger RNA from Trichoderma breve, 2631 nucleotides. Its product is annotated as phosphatidylinositol 3- and 4-kinase domain-containing protein. Gene Ontology annotation, biological process: phosphatidylinositol-3-phosphate biosynthetic process; autophagosome assembly; endocytosis. Gene Ontology annotation, cellular component: cytoplasm; membrane; peroxisome. The record is from RefSeq and is a predicted model, not a curated record. Bases 1 to 2631 code for a protein of 876 amino acids. Gene Ontology annotation, molecular function: 1-phosphatidylinositol-3-kinase activity. NCBI's taxonomy places the organism in Eukaryota, Fungi, Ascomycota, Sordariomycetes, Hypocreales, Hypocreaceae. The transcript has 6 exons.